GCCCGUGGGAAGAGUGUGCGCCUGGCAGGCGUGAUGGGCGAAAGGGCCGCCGCGGCCAUCGAAGCACCGUGGGGAAGAAGAGACGCCUGGCGCGCGGAGGGGCUGGUCUAGCCAAGCUUUACCGAGAAGCAUUUAGUCCCCGAGACUAAGAUGGCAGGAAGUAAGUUUCUCGAACCUAUGUUUGAGGGAAAAGGUACUACUACAAGAAAUCGAAUCGAAAUCAUAAAAGAGAGGUUUGAACAGCUUCCAGAAGCAGAUCGGAGUUUAUUUCAAAAUGGAUCUUUCAUCCUUGCAUUAAACGCGAGUCUGUGCGGUUUAAUAUCAAAUAGCUUGUUUAGGCGUCUCCUGAAUGUAACCCAGGCUCCUGUUGCAUCCGGUUUGCCCAUGCUGUUUAUACCCUUCUUCUCUACUCUGGUUACUUUUGAGGCUUCAGUUAAACAGCCUUUAAUAGAAGGUAAUCUGAAUUGUGCAACUUGUGCAAUGGUCAGAGGAGGUUUAAUUGGAGGCUUCAUAGGUGGUUUAUAUUCUGCUCUUACGGCAUUACCUCUGAAUGCAGCUCUUGCAUCAAGGUAUUCCACAUCUCCUAUGCCAAGUAAAGAAAACUUUUGGCAGUACUGGAAGACCAUUUGUAAACCAGUUCUCAAAAAGAUGAAAUUUGCUUUUCUUCUGCAAGUUGCAUUUGGCACAUAUUUGAGCUCACAACAUCAUAAAAUAUAUAUUAAGAUGCUCCAGUUGCCUGAGCCUGGAAGGGAUCCUGAAGAAAUUAAUGAAUAAAUUUUGAAAUUGCAGUCAUUUUUCUUAUAAAUCUAGCCUGUUUAUGAUACACUAGGUAAUAUUACUCUAGCUAUACAACUUGAAGGAAAUGAGGUGGCUUGAGUAAUUUGUUUCCAAUUUCUGAUGCAAGUAGGCUUGAUCAACACCCCACUACCCCCUCUGCGUAGUAGUUUGAACAAUAAACACAUUCCGAUUUUCAA
Molecule: messenger RNA, 974 nt
Organism: Elgaria multicarinata webbii
Lineage: Eukaryota; Metazoa; Chordata; Lepidosauria; Squamata; Anguidae
Product: transmembrane protein 126A-like
Exons: 5
Coding region: 151-774 (207 amino acids)
Biological process (GO): mitochondrial respiratory chain complex I assembly
Cellular component (GO): mitochondrion
Source: RefSeq, a predicted model, not a curated record